UUCCGUUCAUCCGGUUCAGUCACACCGCAUCACUCCGGUGAGCGUAAUCGUUCUCCUCUUUGCGUUUUUAACUCGGCUGCUGUUCUUCCUUCAUCUUUACUCUCACUUUUUCGGCUUUUGUCACUUGUUAUUAAUACACACGCGCACGCAAUAAAGAACAGUGUUUUUAAUUCCUUUUUUUUUUAUUAUUUCUUAUAUUUCCUCGCCUAUCGGAUCAUUUUAACGUAAAAAAAGAUCUUUUCGAUUUGACGUUUUAAAUUCUUUCUCUCUCGCUCUCUCUCUCUCUCUUUUUAUCUAUCUAUCUAUCUCGUUCCUACGAUAAUUUUGACAUUGCCGUUUAUAUCAUUGAUUUGAGUUUGUGCGUGUCAAACUGACGUUAGAAGUGUGACCUGAAAAGUAUAUAGAAAAAUUCAACCAGCAAGAACAUUCGUCCCAACUCUAAAGAAGAAAAUAAAGGAACGAUCAUGAAUGGACUAUCUAAACAAUGUAUCACCGAUGAGAAGUCGAUUAAAUUGAAGAAACCCCAUCCACUGAGGUCCAUUUCUUGGAAUAAAAAUAUCGAGGAAGGAGAUUUAGAUGUUCCUGGAACGCCAAGAACACCUCGAACCUCGACAACGCCAGGUCACGAAAACUGUACCUUUCAUCAUGAUUUAGAAUUGGAUCAUAGACCACCUACGCGGGAAGCUUUGCUACCAGAAAUGUCAAGGAGUUACAAAUUACUUCUAAGUUCACUUGGCGAGGAUCCUGAUCGGCAAGGACUUUUAAAGACACCGGAAAGAGCAGCCAAGGCGAUGCUCUUUUUUACCAAAGGAUAUGAUCAGUCUCUCGAUGAUGUCAUUAAUGAUGCCGUAUUUGACGAAGAUCACGACGAGAUGGUGGUAGUCAAGGAUAUAGAAAUGUUCUCUAUGUGUGAACACCAUUUGGUACCCUUCUAUGGAAAAGUAUCCAUCGGUUAUCUACCCUGUAAGAAGAUCCUUGGUCUCAGCAAAUUAGCGAGAAUCGUAGAGAUCUUCAGCAGGCGUCUUCAAGUUCAGGAACGUUUAACAAAACAAAUUGCAAUAGCAGUUACGAAAGCUGUGGAACCCGCGGGAGUGGCCGUUGUGAUCGAAGGAGUACAUAUGUGUAUGGUAAUGAGAGGAGUACAGAAAAUCAAUAGCAAGACCGUUACUUCAACGAUGCUCGGCGUUUUCCGUGACGAUCCAAAGACUCGCGAGGAAUUCCUCAACCUUGUCCAUUGCAAAUAAACGAUAAUAUCUUUAGGGAAUUCUUAUUCGGCGUUUCUUCAUCAUCAUUUAUAUAUAUAUACAUAUAUAUAUAUAUAUAUAUCGGUCUUUCUAUUUUUGUGUGAUGUCGUAGUAUUUUUUUUUUAUUUUCUUUUUAAUAUCUUCUUUGCUAAUCUUAAACUCUCCUUCCGAAGUUUCUUCAGGAUAUUCAAUUGAAACGUUUGCGAAUAAUGAUCUAUAUAAAGAUCUAUAUAUAACUAGAUCUUCCAAACUGAAAUAUUAUUCUCAAUAUUUAAACGGAGAUGUACAUAUAAGGAAAAAAAGAAAAAGAAAAAAAAAAAAAAGAAAGAUGACAUUCAUAUGUUUAUAAAAAAAAAAAAAAAAAAAAAAAUGUCGGUUUUCUCUUCUCUCAAUGAAAUUCCUCUGAGAGUUCGAGACUUCGAGAAUUCGCGAGUUUAAAACCCAAGGUGUUCGAAAAAAAGAAACAAAAAAAAAAAUAAGGAAAAACAAAAAAGACAAUAUGAUGUUUGUAAUAACAUUUGCAAUCGAUCGAAUAAGAGAAACACUGAUAUUUAAUAAGGAAGUCUAAUAUUUUCUUUUAGUCGUUCGAAUUUGCAAAUGAUUAAUGUAUGAACGAAUGAGAGAGAGAGAGAGAGAGAGAGAGAGAGAGAGAGAAAGAGAGAGAGAAAUUUUGAU
Messenger RNA from Vespa velutina, 1919 nucleotides. RefSeq names its product GTP cyclohydrolase 1 (gene Pu). The record is from RefSeq and is a predicted model, not a curated record. The coding region runs from base 465 to 1244 and encodes 259 amino acids. Gene Ontology annotation, molecular function: GTP binding; zinc ion binding; GTP cyclohydrolase I activity. Gene Ontology annotation, biological process: tetrahydrobiopterin biosynthetic process; tetrahydrofolate biosynthetic process. NCBI's taxonomy places the organism in Eukaryota, Metazoa, Arthropoda, Insecta, Hymenoptera, Vespidae. The transcript is spliced from 6 exons. Gene Ontology annotation, cellular component: cytoplasm.